Messenger RNA from Dentiscutata erythropus, 2589 nucleotides. NCBI's taxonomy places the organism in Eukaryota, Fungi, Glomeromycota, Glomeromycetes, Diversisporales, Gigasporaceae. The record is from the annotation of a GenBank genome assembly.
AUGACCAACAUUGUAUACGAUCGUGAAGCUUUGCUCAGAACAGUAUCUACUUUUCCUUUAAUUGACAAUCAUUGUCAUAAUCUUUUAACGUCAGAUGCAUCAUUGAUUUGUCCAUUGGAAGUAUGCUUUUCAAAGGCUCGUGGUGAUGCGUUAAAAGAUGCGUCUCAAACUAGUGCCUUGAAACGAGGCGUACGCCAGCUUGCUGAAGUUUAUAAUUGUACACCAACUUUAGAUAAUAUUAAGCAAGUGAGAGAUCUAAUGUCACAUACUGAUAUAUGCAAAACUUGCUUUGAACCUACUGGUAUCCAGUGCUUGCUUUUGGAUGAUGGACUUGAUGCAUUAGGUGGUCUUAUGGACGUGCAAAAUCAUGUAGGAUUUGUUGACGUAGCGCGAAGAAUCGUGAGAAUUGAAAGUAUUGCAGAGAAGAUCUUGUAUGACUUGGCAACAUCUGUAGCUUGUACAGAUCAAAAAACGCUGAAUUUUGCUGCAUUUGAAGAACCAUUGAAAAAACAACUUGAAACCUAUGCAAAAUCUGAAUCAGUGGUGGCCUUCAAAAGUAUUGCUGCUUAUAGGUCAGGAUUGAAUAUCGAUUAUGUACCAAAUGCUGAAGCUGCUGCAAUUGCUUUGGGAAAUUUUAUUACAUCUUUUGAAUCAUUACCUGAUAAGAAGGGAUCUGUUAGACUUGUUAAUAAAGUUCUAAUUGAUCAUAUAUUGAACUUGGCAAUUGAUAUCGCAGUCCAACACGAUAUUCCUAUCCAAUUUAAUACAGGCAUGCUAUAUAAAUAUUCAUAUCCUUAUUCCCGCCAAGCAGGAUAUCUUGCUUCAGUAUAUUCCAAUGUGUAUGUUGACACAGGUCUUGUUUUUCCUAUGAUUUCCGCAUCCGGUCAGCAGGCUAUUUUACGUGAACUGUUGGAGAUUUGUCCAAGUAAUAAAAUAUUAUUUAGUACAGAUGGGCAUUACCUUCCAGAAUCUUUCUAUGUAGCUGCAAUCCAGGGAAGAGAGGCUUUAAGCAAGGUUUUAUUAGAGUCUGUAGAAAAUGGUGAAUUUUCAUAUGAAGAAGCAAUAAAAAUCGUCAAACAAAUUAUGUUCGAGAAUUCCAAUACACUAUAUAAACUCAAAUUAACUCCGAAACAGAUCGAUAAAGAAGAAUAUAAAGACACUUCAGGAGAGCAAAGAAUCAUUAAAUUAAAAAAAAUGGGUGUAAAGUCUAUUCGUAUCGGCUUUAUGGAAUGUUCUAAUCAAUAUAGAUUUCACAUCGUUCCCAUUGAUCGUUUCAAAAACUAUGUCAUUGAUAGUGGAUUGACAAUUGCGCGAGUUCUCACAGCUUUGCCUUAUUAUGGAGAUGUGGUUCCAGACAAUGCUGGUGUCGACGCAACUGGGGAAGUGUUAUUGAGGCCUGACCUUAGUACACUCAUACAUUUACCUUAUAAUCCUAAGCAUGCAAAUGUCCAAGCAUUUUUUGAAAACAAAUUUACACCGAUAGACCCUCAAUUUGGAAAGAUUGAUAAUUCACCUGAUUCUUUGGCUUUCCCGCUUUGUCCUAGAACUUGUCUUAAAAAUAUUACUGAUUCUGCCCGUAAAGAUCUUGGUAUCACUUUUUUGAUUGGAACCGAAUUUGAAUUCGUCUUACUUAAAGACACUACACCUCCUGUGCCCGUUGAUGAUACCCCUUAUUCUUCAGCUAAUGCUUUUCGCGUUUCUAAUUCUGCUGAAAUUUUGGAUAGGAUGGUUGAGUCUUUGCAAGAGCAAGGGAUUGAAGUCGAACGAUUUCAUUCUGAAGGAGGAGGAGGUCAAUUUGAAAUAGACACUGCACCGGAAACUCCAUUAAUUGCUGCAGAUAAAGUUGUCGUAACACGUCAAACGAUAUAUGAUGUUGCUGCUCAGGCUGGUGUAAAAGCAACAUUUGUGCCUAAACUCUUUAAAAAACAAGGUUUAUUUUUACUUGUGGGAACUGGCGCACAUGUGCAUAUAUCUUUUAAAGAAAUCGACAAGUCCCAGAAAAUUGUUGACGAUCACCCUUCAGGACUAUCUCCAUAUGAAAGGUCAUUCAUUGCUGGGGUGCUUCAUCAUAUCAAGGCAAUUUGUGCUUUUGCUUUGCCGACAGACCUUUCCUAUACUCGUACUGUUGAUAAUUAUUGGGCCGGAUCUUGGAUAUGCUGGAGUGUUGAGAAUCGUGAAACACCAAUCAGAGUGUGUUAUAGACCAAAGAAUGGACCUAAUGGAAGAUAUCUUGAUGUUCAUUUCGAACACAAGUUUGUAGAUGCUACUUCCAACCCGUACCUGGUCAUCUCCGCCCUUAUUGCUUCAGGAGUUGAUGGAAUCAAAAAAGAAAUGCAGCUUACCACUAAUCCCAUGCUCGAUAAUCCUGCUUCUCUAAGCAAUGAAGAACGUAUGAAAAAAGGUGUUACUGGGAAAAUGCCUGCAAGUCUUCCGGAUACAUUGAAAGCAUUGAAAGAGGACAAAGCACUUAUCAAUGCUUUAGGUGAGCCCAUUAUACGAUGCUAUACCGCAGUAAAGGAGGAAGAACAUAAAUAUUAUGAAACUUUGACCUAUGACGAACAGAUCGAAAUAUUGCUCAAGCGGUAUUAA